Pseudomassariella vexata is the source of this 293-nucleotide messenger RNA. RefSeq lists its product as uncharacterized. Lineage: Eukaryota; Fungi; Ascomycota; Sordariomycetes; Amphisphaeriales; Pseudomassariaceae. Bases 77 to 271 code for a protein of 64 amino acids. The record is from RefSeq and is a predicted model, not a curated record. The transcript has a single exon.
CUUGAAUCUCAACGAGAUUGCUGCCCACUUCAGUGCAAAUGCAGGCAAUAAGUCUGUGCUUCAGCAGAACAUUGUAAUGAAGCUUGACAUCGACGUCUAUGUGAAUGAUCGUAUCGUCGACACCGUUUUUACCAUAGCAGUCGAUCCUAUGUAUGACAACUUUCUCGCAGCCGUCAAGGACGCGAUGAAUACUGGUGUCCGUGAAGCGGGAAUUGAUGUUUGCCUUGGCGAGCUAGGUGGGCUCAUCCAGGAGGCCAUGAACAGCUAUUAAUGUGAGAUAAACGGGAAUACCU